Molecule: messenger RNA, 3259 nt
Organism: Drosophila willistoni
Lineage: Eukaryota; Metazoa; Arthropoda; Insecta; Diptera; Drosophilidae
Gene: fru
Product: sex determination protein fruitless
Exons: 8
Coding region: 110-3163 (1017 amino acids)
Biological process (GO): regulation of transcription by RNA polymerase II
Cellular component (GO): nucleus
Molecular function (GO): protein binding
Source: RefSeq, a predicted model, not a curated record
UCCUGCCUGUGCAGCGCUCGAGAGUUCAUUUUGAUUAAAGUCAACAAGUUGCCGCAACGUUACACAGUGCAGUAAAAGCAAAAGCAGUACUACGUUUACCACAAUCAACAUGAUGGCCACCUCACAGGAUUACUUUGGCAAUCCCUAUGCACUCUUUCGCGGUCCACCCACCACACUGAGACCGCGUGAGUCGCCAUUGGGUGUGGGUGGUGGAGUCCAUGGCCAUGCCCACGCACAUGGCCAUGGUCAUGCCCAUCCGGCGUAUGCCGCACUGGAUUUGCAGACACCGCAUAAGCGGAACAUCGAGACGGAUGUGCGGGCACCGCCGCCGCCAUUGCCCCCGCCACCGUUGCCGCCCGCAUCGCCUAGGUACAACACUGACCAAGGAGCUAUGGACCAGCAAUUCUGUUUACGCUGGAACAAUCAUCCCACAAAUUUAACCGGCGUGCUAACCUCAUUACUUCAGAGGGAGGCGCUCUGCGAUGUUACGCUCGCCUGCGAUGGUGAAACAGUUAAGGCACAUCAAACCAUACUGUCAGCCUGCAGUCCAUAUUUCGAGACGAUUUUCCUACAGAAUCAGCAUCCACAUCCCAUCAUCUAUUUGAAAGAUGUCAGAUAUACAGAGAUGCGCUCCCUGCUUGACUUUAUGUACAAGGGUGAGGUGAAUGUCGGUCAAAGUUCGCUGCCCAUGUUUCUCAAGACAGCGGAGAGUCUGCAGGUGCGCGGUCUCACAGAUAGCAACAAUCUGAAUUAUCGUUCCGAUUGUGAAAAACUGCGCGAUUCAGCUGCCAGCUCACCCACUGGCCGAGGACCACCCAGCUAUUGUGGCCUGGGUGGUGGCGGCAGCGGCGGAGGUGGUAAUGGUGGUGGCGGUGGCGGCAGCGGUGCUGAUCUACGCGAUUCUCGAGACUCCCUGCGCUCACGUUGCGACCGCGAUGUGCGAGAUGAGAUGACACAACGCAGCAGCAGCAGUUUAAGUGAACGCAGCUCGGCGGCAGCGGCUGCAGCAGCCGCUGUGGCAGCAGCCGGUGGCAAUGUGAAUGCUGCCGCCGCGGCAUUGGGCCUAACAACAUCGUCCAGUGCCGGCGAUCGAUCUCCCUGCUUGGGCAGUGCCAGUGCGGCAGCGGCAGCAGUGGCUGCUGCUGUGGCGGCUGCAGCUGCCAAUCGAAGUGCCAGUGCCGAUGCCCUGAAUAGUCGCACCGAUGCCUGCAGUGAUCGUGGCAGUGAGCGUGGCACAUUGGAGCGGGCCGAUAGUCGGGAUGAAUUGCUACAGUUGGAUUAUAGUAACAAGGAUAACAAUAAUAGUAAUACCAGCAGUAGUAGCAACAUCAAUAAUAAUAACAACAACAAUAGCAGCAACAACAACAACAAUCGCGAGCGCCACAGCAGCAGGGAUCGUGAAAGAGAGCUAUCCACAACGCCCGUGGAUCAGCUAAGUAGUAGUAAGCGCAGACGUAAGAACUCAUCAUCCAACUGUGAUAAUUCGUUGUCCUCGAGCCAUCAUCAUGCGAAUGCGGCCCAUGUACAGGACAGGCACUACCCGCAGGACUCUCAGGCCAGCGCACACAGCAAUUUGAAGUCAAGUCCGAUACCUAAAACCGGCGGCAGUACAUCAGAGUCCGAGGAUGCGGGUGGACGACACGAUUCGCCAUUGUCAAUGACCACCAGCGGCGGUGGCGGCCAUCUAAGUGGCGGUGGCGGCGGCAAUGUGGGUGCAGCCAGUGCGCUAAGCGGUCUCAGCCAGUCGCUAAGUAUUAAGCAGGAGCUAAUGGAUGCCCAGCAUCAGCAGCAGCAACAACAUCGUGAACAUCAUGUGGCUCUGGCAACCGAUUACUUGGCGAGCGCUGCUGCUUUGAAAAUGCAUCCGGAGGAUAUGUCAACGUUGCUCACGCAACAUGCUCUACAGGCCGCCGAUGCCAGAGAUGAGCAUAACGAUGCCAAGCAUUUGCCCGAUCAGACAGACAACAUUGACGGUCGCGUUAAAUGUUUUAACAAUGCGAAUAAGCAUGACGUCGACGGCGACGACGACGCUGACGCUGACGUUGCGGCCGUUGUCAAUGAUGACGAGGUUGAUGUUGAUCACGAUGAGGAUAACAUGCCCAUGGCCAUUCCCAUGUCCAUUGAAGCGGAAGAAUUAGACGGAGAUGAUGGUCAUAUGUCGUAUCGCCAUGUAACGCCAAAAUAUCGUCGAGCUGUUGUCUAUGCCACGCCAACAACGAAUAGUGAGUCAGCAGCAGCAGCAACAACAACGGCAGCAACAACAGGGGAUAUAUAUAUGGAUGGCAACUACAAUUGUGAAUACAAGUGCAAGGAGUUGAAUAUGCGGGCCAUACGCUGUAAUCGUCAGCAGCAUCAUCAUCACCAUAAUCAUCAUCAUCAUCCUUCUCAGCAGCAGCAUUAUCAUCAUCAUCAUCAGGGUUAUGGCCAUUAUCCGGCACAUCAGGCUCCUUUACAUUUGAUGAGGCACAGCAGCAACAAUUCUCCUGCUGGCGAUUGUCCAGCCGAGUCGGCAUAUUCACCCGCUUCCAAUAGUAGCUAUAGGGAACACCAUCAGCACCACCACCAGCAGGCGCACUUGCGCUAUGUCGCAUCGCCUCACAACAGCAACAGCAACAACAACAACGAAAACAACUCACCGCAUCAACUGGAUCUGGGUACUGGACACAGCUAUCAUGCACCACCCACUCAUACACAGACCAGCAACAACAAUUCACCGCAUUAUCAGCCAUCAGCUGGAACGGCACCACCUCAACUCCUCAACUCACCGCAGCCCCAAGCUUCCCAAGGCAGCAGCAGCAGCAGCAACGGCGGCAGCAACGGCGGCAGCAACGGCGGCAGCAACUCGGCAGCAUCUUCCUCGGCUGCGGCGGCGGCAGCUGCAGCUGCUGCUGCUGCUGCGGCAGCUACCCGCCGAGAUCACAACAUUGACUAUUCGACGCUCUUUGUCCAAUUGUCUGGGACACUGCCCACUCUGUAUCGCUGUGUCAGCUGUAACAAGAUCGUCUCGAAUCGUUGGCAUCAUGCCAACAUUCACAGACCUCAGAGUCAUGAGUGUCCCGUGUGCGGUCAAAAGUUCACGCGACGUGACAACAUGAAGGCCCAUUGCAAGAUUAAGCAUGCGGAUAUCAAGGAUCAUUUCUUUAGCCAUUAUGUACAUAUGUGAUCACUUGUCUAGACAGACAAAGGGCAAGGAUUAUGAUUUAUUAUAGUCUAUCCCCCAUCUUAAUAAUAAACAUAAGAUAGUUUUUUUUCUUCCUUU